AAACUACGGAGACGUUUUUGUUUGGCCAACGUAUAUCUGGCUCACAUGGCUGCUGUAAACACAGGUCUUGACAGCCUGAAGUUUGAAUCCGGAUAAAUGUAUUUGAAACGUCUAAAAAUUUCCGAAAUAUCAACACACAUUAACUGGACGUGAGAGAACAAUGAAUAUGUCUCUGAAAGUGCUGCCGGUGGACCCAGCAGACCGCGGUACACAGAGAUGCAGACUGGGACCAGGCUUGAUGACAACCCUGGGGCUGGGGCUAGGGUCCCCUGUCCUGGUGUCCCUACUCAGGGGAACCUGCCUGUGCACAGCCUGGCCCAGAGCUGACCUUGCGGAGAACUUCAUACAAAUAGACUCCAAAUGUUCCUCUCCCAGCCUAAUCAACCAGCCUCUCUCUCACCUGAGCCUGCCCCUCAGCCAUCUCAGGCCUGUCACCUGUCCCAAACUGAGAAGCAUCAAAGUAACUGCUGUCAUCCAGAAUGCAGACUUUAAAAAGAACUCGCCUCAACUGCUCAUCCAGGAACUUGUGAAAGACAUGCUGAGAGGUGUUUAUGUCUAUGAGAAGCAUGUGAUUAACGUUGAAUAUUUUGAGACUGAGCUUAAAAUGAUUGUCAUCGAGAGUGUCAACCUGGAUUCUGCGGAGGCUGGUGUGGUCACCUCUAAGACCAGUGUGCAGAUCAUCGGCACCCAGAGCCUCAGGCACUAUAAAGGACGGCUACAGGACCAGCCAAGAGUUCCUCUCGGGGGCUUAGAGGAGGUGAGUGCCUCCCUGAGGGAGAUGCUCCAUCUUCCCCUGCUCUACCCUGACACCCUGGGGUCUCUGGGUAUCUCCUGCCCAAGAGGGGUGCUCCUGGUGGGGCCUCCAGGUGUAGGGAAGACCCUGCUGGUUCGCAGUGUGGUGGCGCAGGUGGGGGCCAGCCUGGUGGUGGUCCGAGGACCAGAGGUGGUGGGUUCUCGGCCAGGGGAGAGUGAGGAGAGGUUACGGGGAGUGUUCGACCAGGCCAGGGCUGCUGCGGACGAGGGGCCGUGCGUGCUGUUCCUAGACGAGCUGGACUCCCUCUGUCCCAGACGAACAGGUUCCUCCGCCCCGGAGAAUCGAUUGGUCGCUCAGCUGCUCACCCUCAUGGACGGCAUUGACCAAUCAGAUCACUUCCUCAUUGUGGGAGCCACCAAUCAGCCGGACAGCCUGGACCCGGCCCUACGGAGGCCUGGCAGGUUCGACAGGGAGGUCAUCAUAGGGGCUCCUACAGUGGAGCAAAGGGCUGCCAUCUUAUCUGUUCUGUGCGAGAGGAUGCCAGUGUGUCCCAGCGUGGACAUGGCAGAGCUGGCCAGGAGAACCACAGGGUAUGUGGGAGCAGACCUCAGUGCCCUCUGCAGAGAGGCAGCCAUGCAGGCCAUACGCCACAACACCCAGGAUUCAGGAGAGCACGCUGUGUUUACGGAGCACUUCCUGGAGGCCCUGAAGGCCGUUGGACCUUCCUGUCUGAGAGGAAGUCUGGGCAGGACAGAGCUGUCCCCUCUCUCCUGGGAGCAAAUAGGAGGCCUGGAAGACGUGAAACUUAAACUCCAACAGAGUAUCGAGUGGCCAAUGAGGUUCCCCGGGGCGUUUCUGCGUCUUGGUCUGAGUCGGCCCCGGGGGGUGCUGCUGUACGGACCCCCGGGCUGUGCUAAGACUACCCUGGCGAGGGCUGCUGCCGCCUCCUCUCACUGCACCUUCCUGUCCGUCAGUGGAGCCGACCUCUACUCUCCCUACGUAGGGGACUCAGAAAAGGCUCUGGCCCAGCUAUUCCGCCAGGCACGGGCUUGCUCUCCUUCCAUCCUCUUCCUGGAUGAGAUAGACACUCUCAUUGGCUCACGGUCUGGCAGCGACACACCCCAGAGUGUUCAGACACGCCUCCUCUCAGUGCUGCUUAACGAACUCGAUGGGGUGGGCUUUAAGACCCUGGAGAGGAGGGGAGCAGGGAAGGUCCUUCAGGCAGACAGAGUGGAGGAAAGUCAGCCACAGCAGCAAGUAGACUGUCAGGAAGUGUGUAACAAGGAGGUGAUGAUAGUAGCAGCGACUAACCGACCAGAUUCCAUAGACAGCGCCCUCCUCAGGCCUGGCAGACUGGACCACAUCAUCUACGUCCCUCCACCUGAUCCACCGGCCCGUCUGGCCAUCCUGAAAGUGUGCAGUGAGCGAAUGCCUCUUGACCCUGACGUGUGUCUGGAGGAGUUGGCUUCUCAGACGGAGCUCUUCUCCGGAGCUGAUCUGGAGAUGCUCUGCAAGGAGGCUGCUUUGUUGACCCUCCAGGAGGAGGGUAUGGAGGCCUCCACCAUCAAACGUGAACACUUCCUCAGGUCUCUUCACCGGAUGACUCCCUCUCUCACCACACAGCAGAUUCAGAGUUAUCAAUUCCCGCUCAGAUGAAAACCGUCACUUGGUAGGCUAGUUCAGACGUUGAAUGUAUAUGUAUCUAAAUCUUUACAGUCACUUUGUAACUUUGGUUUUGACAUAAAAUAGUAUCUUGGCAUG
Molecule: messenger RNA, 2515 nt
Organism: Osmerus eperlanus (European smelt)
Lineage: Eukaryota; Metazoa; Chordata; Actinopteri; Osmeriformes; Osmeridae
Gene: afg2b
Product: AFG2 AAA ATPase homolog B
Exons: 11
Coding region: 161-2410 (749 amino acids)
Molecular function (GO): ATP binding; ATP hydrolysis activity
Source: RefSeq, a predicted model, not a curated record